UCUCUCUUUUCUCUAAUUAACUCAUCAGUUCAAUCAUGAUCCAUGAGAAGGGCUUCAAUCUUAUGACUGGUGCAAUAUCAAACACAACAAUGGAGAAACCUGCAGAUAAGAGAUCAGAAGAUAUGAAGAACAAGAGCAAUAAUAAUAUUAAUCUUGAUCAUCAAAAAGUAAUCCUGAAGUGUCCUAGAUGUGAUUCAUUAAACACAAAAUUCUGCUAUUACAACAAUUACAGUCUCUCCCAACCAAGACACUUGUGCAGGGACUGCAAAAGAUACUGGACCAGAGGAGGCAUCUUGAGAAAUGUCCCCCAUGGGUCUGCCACUUGCAAAAACAAGAACAAGAACAAGAACAACAAGAAAUUCCUCAACAAACCUCCACAAACCUUAUCAUCAUCUGUUCAAAUCUUGGAUCCUAAUGCUGCUGUUCUUUAUGGUUUACCCACGAAUCAUGUCAUGAGAGGAGACACUAGCUGGAGAAGGGUUCCAAAACCAGAUCAACCCAUCAAUAUCUGAUCUCUACUGGAAUAAUACAACUUGGCUUGACCAUUCUUCUUCUUCUUCUUCAGCUAUUCAUGAUUACUCAGCCCCAUCUCUAAUUUAGCAUUAUCAGCAUUCCUCAUUUCAUUGAUGCUGUCAAUCUUGGAUCUAUGUUUGUAAAAUUAGUUGGGGAUAAGCUCAUGUGUCAAAUGUUUUGAUUGACAGAGCAUAUCAUGUAACAAAGAUUCAUUUUUUCUUUCUUUGAUAUUUGGGUUAUGAUAAGAGAUUGAUUGGUUGUAUUAUUAUGAUCAUGAUAUGAGUUGAACAAUCAAUUAAAUAAGAUAUUAGUAGUUUGAUUUG
This is a messenger RNA of Impatiens glandulifera, 836 nucleotides long. RefSeq names its product dof zinc finger protein DOF4.7-like. The record is from RefSeq and is a predicted model, not a curated record. The coding region runs from base 36 to 512 and encodes 158 amino acids. Gene Ontology annotation, molecular function: DNA binding; DNA-binding transcription factor activity. Gene Ontology annotation, biological process: regulation of DNA-templated transcription. NCBI's taxonomy places the organism in Eukaryota, Viridiplantae, Streptophyta, Magnoliopsida, Ericales, Balsaminaceae. The transcript has 2 exons.